UUGCUCAACACUGCUUCUAAAAAGCAAAAGGAAACAACAACGUUAACGGGUGACGAACGAAUCUCUUCAAGAUUAUACGGAUAUUGGAGGAAUUGAAAGUUAAAAGAAAAACAUUUGAAAUGUUUGGACUAAACCAAUAAAAAGGACACACAAUAUAAGUUCAUUGUAAAUGUGGAUAUUUAGAAAACGGAACAUGUGUGAUGUGUUUUGCCAGCAGCAUAAUCGAAGCUCAUAAGAAAUUAUUUAUAGCGCCCACAGAGACCACAUCGACGACGACUCCACCCUUGACAAGUAAAAUGUCUCGCAGUAAAUCUAAAUCUCGUUUGCAGACAGAAGUUUGUGGAGAUUGUGGAGCUACAGAUCCUUCCUGGGCUAGUAUAAAUCGAGGCAUAUUGCUCUGCGCCGACUGUUGUUCGGUUCAUCGCAGUUUGGGACGCCAUUUUUCCAUAGUGAAAUCUCUGCGUCAAGGUAAUUGGGAGCCUUCAGUAUUGAAUUUCGUUAAUUCACUUAAUGCCCAUGGAGCCAAUAGUGUAUGGGAGCAUCAUUUGUUGGAUGGUGGAGCAACUAACUCUUCCAGUGGCAAUAAACAUUUGCCCCGUUGGCGCAAACCAACACCCAAGGAUGCAUUGCAUCCAACAAAGUCGGAUUUCAUCAAGGCCAAGCAUGUGAAUCUAACGUUUGUAUUGAAACCCAGUCUUCAGGAUAUGGAAGAUGAUGUCGGCGGCAAUGGUGGCAAUCUGGAGCAAGAGUUAAGCAAACAACUUCAUGCCAGUGUAAGGACUAGCAAUCUGGAGACCUCUUUGCGUUUGCUUGUCCAAGGGGCCGAUCCGAAUUACUAUCAUGAAGAGAAAUGCUCAACUCCAUUGCAUAUGGCAGCGAAAUUUGGUCAAGCUUCGCAGAUCGAGAUGCUAUUGAUCUAUGGAGCCGAUGUAAAUGCCUUAGAUGGCAAUGGAUUGACACCAUUGGAAUUGGCCAAGGCUAAUAAUCAUAAUACAAUCGCAGAGAGACUGCUAGAUGCCAUGUACGAUGUGACCGAUCGUAUAAUUGUCUAUUUGGGUGGCAAAAAACCGGAUCAUUCGACUGGCCGCCAUCUGGUCAUACCAGAGACAAAUGGAGCCGAUAUCAGUGAACAGCUGAAAAUAGCACGCGGCAAAUUGCAAUUGGUGCCUAAUAAAAUGUUUGAAGAGCUUGUCAUGGAUCUAUACGAUGAAGUAGAUAGACGCGAAUGUGAAGCCAUUUGGUCUACAAGCACUUUGAAUGCUGAUCAUGCCACUGUACCAUUUCUUCCGGCCAAUCCGUUUCUAAGCGCCACUCGCAAUCAGGGUCGCCAAAAGCUGGCACGUUUCAAUCGUUCUGAAUUCGCUGGUCUCUUGACCGAUGUGCUUAUCGAUGCUUUGCGUCGACAGAAUAUGGCCAAUUUGCGUCCACUAGAUGCACCAGUAAUGCCACCGCAUCAUAUACAACAACAACAACAACAUACAUCGUUGCAAUCGCUGCAAUCAUUUAAUAAUUCAGUUUUGCUCAACUCAUUCGAACAGAGCGCCAUACACGAUCCAAAUUUGUCAGAUGAUGAGCCAAUCUAUGAUCCCGUGGCCAGCGAUGAUGACUACUCUCCAGUGCCGGCAAUGGCCCAGCAGGCUCAGACUCACAGUGAAAUGGAAACAUUACGCAAACAGCUCAGUGAAUACAAAUCGGAAAUCAAUCAGCUAAAGAAUGUUGUGCAAAAGCUAUCCAGUGAGAAUUCUCAAUUGAAAUCGAAAUUCUCUAGUACGUCAAAUACCAGCGUCUACGAUGAGCCAUUACGUAUUGAUUUGAGUCUCAGCAGUCCGGACACAGAACAUGAACCACUCUCUUUGCCCGAGGGUGUUAAUCCAAAUGACAGCUCAUCAUCUUCGAAUCAAUCGACCAUAAAAAGACCAGCUAGCAUGUAUGAACGACGAUUAGCACCAAUAGUGGUCAAAGGGCAAACAGAUGUCCGGAAUACAACCAGCAUGUAUCAAAUGGCUGGCGAUGGCAAGCCUUUUGGCGAAGAGGUUAAACUAAAAUCUGAUUUAGUUACACGGCGUCUUAAGGAAUUGAUAAUUGCCAUGCAGCAAGGACCCGAAGAACAAAAACAAUCGAUAGCACCGCAUGGUGAAAGGAUACGUUCAGCUGUUACCGAUUUGAUAGCUUUGUAUACAAAUUUGCCACCCAAUGCUAGUGAGGCAACUAGAGAAACUCUUAAACAAUUGACACGUCAUAAUAUUCUCAUACAACAUGAAUGUGAGAAUUUACAAAAGUCCAUUGAGACUGAUGAUAAACUGGGCAUACAGAAAAAUACCUUGGAAGUACGAGAUUGUGCCUUUCAUAUAGCUAGUGCCAUCAAGACUUUGGUUUUACAAUUCUAUUAACAACCAUUUUUUUUUUUCUGCAAUUCUUUUUUGUGUUGUCUAACAAUUACAAGUAUUAAACCCAUUUUGUGACUAACAAAAGUGCUUCCUCUAUAGAGAAGC
This is a messenger RNA of Drosophila willistoni, 2492 nucleotides long. It is a transcript of the gene Git, whose product is annotated as ARF GTPase-activating protein Git. The coding region runs from base 201 to 2390 and encodes 729 amino acids. Gene Ontology annotation, biological process: brain development; regulation of ARF protein signal transduction. The record is from RefSeq and is a predicted model, not a curated record. The transcript has 8 exons. Gene Ontology annotation, molecular function: GTPase activator activity; protein binding. NCBI's taxonomy places the organism in Eukaryota, Metazoa, Arthropoda, Insecta, Diptera, Drosophilidae.